AACGUAGGAUGGGCAUUUUCGUCUUUUUACAUCUCCGAACUUCAUUUUUAAGAGGCCUGGAAUUCUGGAACACGCGUAGUCUCAAAGCCUUGUUUAGCUUUCCAGGGAUCGACUUCAGGCAAACACAAAACAAAAGCAGCUAUGGUUGCCCCCCAAAAGGACCCGAGAGAGGAAGUUAUUCAAGCAUGGUACAUGGAUGAUAGUGAUGAGGACCAGAGACUUCCCCAUCACCGCGAGCCCAAGGAAUUUGUAUCGCUGGACCAACUUGCUGAGCUUGGGGUUCUCAGCUGGCGUUUAGAUGCUGAUAACUAUGAAACAGAUGAGGAGUUGAAGAAGAUUCGUCAAGAACGUGGUUACUCCUACAUGGACUUCUGUGAGGUUUGCCCUGAAAAGCUUCCAAAUUAUGAGGAGAAGAUAAAGAACUUUUUUGAGGAACAUCUUCACACUGAUGAGGAGAUCCGCUACGCUGUGGCAGGAAGUGGUUAUUUUGAUGUUAGGGACCGUAACGAACGCUGGAUUCGUGUAUGGGUGAAAAAGGGUGGAAUGAUUGUUUUGCCUGCUGGAAUUUAUCACCGCUUUACUUUGGACACAAGCAACUACAUAAAGGCAAUGCGGCUUUUCAUUGGUGAUCCAAUUUGGACUCCAUUCAAUCGCCCUCAUGAUGAUCUUCCAGCAAGGGAGGAGUACCUCAAAACUUUUGUGCAUAAAGAAGCUGGUGAACAUGCAGUUUCAGCCUGAAAUCUGGCUUUGGUUCUAUAAAUAAUCUACCAUGUUUUGGGUUUGAUAAAUAUAUAUCUGUAUCACGUCAGAUGUGCCUGGUGGCUCCAUGGUGUUGCCUAAAAUGCUUGUUUUGUAGAAGCAAUAAAAUCUGAUUAUUAUUAUGUGUUGA
Molecule: messenger RNA, 889 nt
Organism: Rosa rugosa (rugosa rose)
Lineage: Eukaryota; Viridiplantae; Streptophyta; Magnoliopsida; Rosales; Rosaceae
Product: acireductone dioxygenase 2
Exons: 7
Coding region: 142-738 (198 amino acids)
Molecular function (GO): acireductone dioxygenase [iron(II)-requiring] activity
Source: RefSeq, a predicted model, not a curated record